AUGAAGUCCACUAAACAGUCGAAUUCUACUUUUAUCGUCAGUUGGCACUUGACAGACAACCGUCUGACCAAGGUCGUCCAUGUGCGAGCAGCACAAUCAGCGACUGCGACCACGACCACCGUGACUGGCCCGCUGCAAGACCGGUAG
Molecule: messenger RNA, 147 nt
Organism: Penicillium oxalicum
Lineage: Eukaryota; Fungi; Ascomycota; Eurotiomycetes; Eurotiales; Aspergillaceae
Exons: 2
Coding region: 1-147 (48 amino acids)
Source: RefSeq, a predicted model, not a curated record